CAUCUUUUAAUCAAAGUUCGUAGCUAAGCUAGGACGUGGAGUGCCUAAGUAACUUUCAUGGAUUCCCAUAAUCGAUCAAACAAUCAAACAUGUUACUACUCACUAACCGAGGAUUAGGAUGAAGUUGAUAGUUUUUGUUCUUCUUAUUCCUACAUUUUAGAAAUCCAGUGAAUCAAACAGGCCCUAGUUAGUCUGAACUGAGCUCCCGAAGUCGGCCGUAUAAACAGCCAAAAUUGGCAUCACGCACUUGUUCAGUAAUCCAGUCAGAGACCAGUCACACUUUCAGAAUUUUCCAUUUUGAGACACAGUCACACUUUCAGCUUCAGACAACAUAUUAAUUAUUUGGAACGUUUGGAUGGUUGGAUUGGGAGUGGCUACAAGACAGUCAAAAAAUUUAAAGGGUCAGUCGAUUUCCAAUUUUCUAUUUCAACCGUUGGAUCAAGAUCCAACGUCCACAACUUUAUCUUCAACCUCUGAGCAUGCACUGUUUCUCUUCAACCUCAAAUUUGACCCCUGAGCCGCCAGCUUCCACCGGCCCCCGCCCCCCGCGGCCGGCGGCGCUCCUGCGACCGCCUCGCCGCCCCGCCCUCCCCUGAACCACCUUGAAUCCUAAGAUAGAUAAUAGGGUGCUGACGGCGAGCCCCUUCCUUCUCUCCGACGAGGCCCUUCCUCCUCCGUCCUUCAUUCAAAAUCGACUGACUCGAAAUCAAAAUUCAGCUGACUGACAUGUAGCUAAAGCCCGUUGGAUUACAAUGCGUUGGCCCACAACAGUGGAAUUCUGUCUGGCGUAGCGGAGUUCUUAGGCGUCAAAUAGGUGGACAAACGACCACAAGCAGCUAUUUGGGCCAGCUGUUGCCACAACCCAUGUUAGCCCGUGUUUCUUUUUGCGAAAAAUGUAUUCUUCUUAAUAAGAUUUCAAAAUGUUGUCAAAAUAUCAGUUUUAAGAAGUGCACAAGAGAUUGUGGGAAAUGAAAGAUAUGUUCAUUCAUACAAACAAUUGUAUUCAUCUAUAAAAAAUCCAUGGAAUUUUUUUUAAAUUGUAUAUGUGAAAUAAAAUGUUCAUCACAUAUUUUAUUUUUUCACAUAUGGAGAAAAUUAUAUUCAGAUGUUUAAAGAGUUUUCAUAAUUUUUAAUGAACCGAAGAAAAAUAAUCAAAAGAGGAAAUAUGUAUAAAAUAAAUAUAAAACUGAUACAAAAAGGAAAAUUAGAAAAAAUAAAUACCACCUAAAAACAUGGGAAACAAGAAAAACAGAAAACUAGAGGAAAUUCCCAAAAAAUGAAAAGAAAAGAACAAAACAUAAAACUGACCGAACCAGGAGAUGUGCUAGACCCAAUUAUGCAUCCUCUUUUGUGUUAUGCCGACAUUUUAAUGGGCGUCGAAUAGGGUUUGUCAGCAUAGCCUGUGAACCUUGUUUUGGGUCACCUAGGCAAAUACAUAAACCCACAUCCUCGCUCGUACUUUUAUCCGAGUGUCAUCUUUGAGUCUUAUUUGAGGCUCGUUGCACUGGAUAGUUGGUUUCUUAACAGGAUUAAAAAGUUAUGGCGGUUUCUAUAAUGAAAAUCCAUGAGAAGGCUCGUUGCUUAAAAAUAUAUAUUAGAAAGACGUUGUAAAGAAUCAGUUUGGAAAUGGGUUUAAUGCUUUCAAGUCCUUGGAAAAAACCACUAUUUAGAACUUUGCCAAGUUGCACGUUACAGAGGCUAAAAUGACGCAAAGUAAAAUGUGUGAGCUCUAGGUUUGAACGGACGACGUCUCCCCUGCACAGACAGGAAAAUUGCACUCAAUUUCUAAAAUGCGCAACCCCAAUAGCCAAUCAGUACAAGGAUCUUCAUUCCUACGGAUAGUUACCUGUCAAGUGUGAAUGCCGUAGAACAAGAGCAUGGAGUACCAGGAACCGACAGAACCAGCGUACCUAAUAAGCAUCCUGGUUCAAGUCACAUACGGGGUCUCUCUGGUCAUGGUCAUGGCUUACGGGCCAAGGGGGUAACUCUCAAGGCCUCAGGUUUAUAAGUCAUUGCUUUCCAGUCUAAGGGGUCAGUCAAUUGGGGAAUUUCGUGGAGGACGAUCGCUUGGAGAAACUUUCCAGUCAAAUGUUCUGUCUUGCUUGUCGUCCCCUUAUAUGGUUCGUGCUUCGACCACGCUAUUCUAUCUUACGCGUAGCUAGCCUAUCUCCCGUAGCCCAGUCAUGCAUCCCCUUUGGUGCGCACUGCAAUCUUUGAAAUCUUCUACGCCCAUGUCUCCGAGCUGCUGGUUCCUCGCCUUCGCCUGGGUUUGGUGGCUACCACUGGUGCUCGUGGCGGCUGAGGAGCAGCAGGUGGAAGGCUGCUCGGCCAAGUGCGGCAACCUCACCAUCUCCCACCCGUUCUGGCUCACUGAUUGGGACACGGGAAGAUUAUGUGGUUCACCUGGACCGCCGGAAUUCGAGCUUACAUGCUAUAACAGCACUUAUCCACUUCUACCGAGCUCCGUGCCCAACAACGCCGGCUUUGCAAUCAUGGACAUGUCCUAUGAGGAACGCAACUUGCGCGUCGUUGAUCUGCGCAAGCUGCAAUUAUUACAUGACCCACCCAGCAUCUUCAACAGCUGCUUGCCGAUCUGGAACACCUCUGCCAAACUGGGCCGCCAGUUUAAGAUCUCCCCCGUCAACCUGGAACUCAUCUUGUACAACUGCACGGAGAAGGCCGCGGCGACGGCAUGCCGGGAAAAAGAACUGGUGCAGGCGAAGACGAUGAGGUGCGUGAACACGAGCAACACGUUUGUUCGCGCAGGAGUGCCAUACGACCGCACCGGGAACUACUCCGGCUAUGCUUUGGAGGGCUGCGAUCCAAUCGUCUUGCCGGUGCUGGGCUUGCCGUCUGGCAAGACGAACGCGAGCCACUACGAGCGGCUCAUCCAAAGUGGCUUCCUCCUGAAAUGGGAACUGCCCCCUCCUCAUCCUCCAGGGGACAGUAAAAGGACGAAAACAGUUUUCAUAGUAGUUGGAUCACUAGGCGCUGCUCUUGCACUAAUGGUGUUCGUCAUCUAUGUCUUGCACCAACGAAGGAGGAAGAAAAAAGCUAUGGGUUCAAAUGAGUUCAUGCGAAGUGGAUCUUCAAUGACGACAUACAGUAAAGACCUUGAGCUGGGUGGUUCUCCUCAUAUCUUCACUUUUGAGGAACUCGAAGUGGCUACUGAUGGAUUUAGUGCUUCAAGGGAGCUUGGUGAUGGUGGCUUUGGAACUGUUUAUAAAGGAAAACUCAAGGAUGGGAGAGUAGUUGCGGUGAAACGCCUUUACAAGAACAACUACAGACGGGUUGAGCAAUUCCUGAAUGAGGUUGACAUCCUAUCCCGCCUGCUCCACCAGAACCUUGUCAUCCUAUAUGGCUGCACGUCUCGGAUGAGCCGUGACCUUCUCCUGGUGUACGAGUUCAUCGCAAAUGGGACCGUCGCGGACCAUCUUCAUGGAUCCCGUUCGGCGGAACGAGGCCUCACAUGGCCUCUGAGGCUGAACAUUGCCAUAGAAACGGCUGAAGCACUGGCCUACCUCCAUGCAGUCGAGAUCAUACACAGGGAUGUGAAGACAACCAACAUAUUACUGGACAAUAACUUCCAUGUCAAAGUUGCAGACUUUGGGCUGUCACGCCUGUUCCCGCUCGAGGUCACCCAUGUCUCGACUGUUCCACAGGGCACACCGGGCUACGUCGACCCUGUGUACCACCAGUGCUACAAGCUGACCGACAAGAGCGACGUCUACAGCUUUGGUGUCGUGUUGGUGGAGCUGAUAUCCUCAAAGCCUGCUGUGGACAUGAGCAGGAGCCACAGUGAGAUCAACCUGGCCAACAUGGCUCUCAACAGGAUUCAGAACCAUGAAGUUGUUCAGCUGGUUGAUCCGGAGCUCGGCUAUGACACCGAUCCCGAAACGAAGAGGACGAUCGACCGCGUGGCCGAGGUGGCCUUCCAGUGCCUGCAGAUGGAGAGGGACCUGAGGCCGUCGAUCAAGGAGGUGGUGGAGAUCCUGACUUGCGUCAGGGACGGAGACUAUCAAUCUAAGAGCAUGAAAAAGAAGGCUUCUCAGAAAGAGGACGCGCACUUGCUCACGGAGGGCUUGCAGUUUUCGCCUGACACGGUCAUCCAUAGAUUCGAUAGCCAGUCAACUAACCACUCGGUAGCAUCGAAUGCUAGCGGGUUAUGAUGUGCUUUGUAUUGAUUCUGAAGAAAUAAGGCCGCCCUGUCGAUCGGAUGAGUUGUAUAUAGCAUAGAGUUUGCUAAUGAGGUGAUUCAUCUUACUAAUAAGUACAGGCUCAUGGUUGCAGUAACUCUGCAUUUCUGAGCUUGGCAAUGAUUCAAAUGGUAGGUGUAUGUACUAGGAGCAAAUUCCAGGAUAGGCACUGUAAUAUACAUAUAGUCAGUUCAAGUUGACGAAAAGAUUGAAUUCAGAAGUUGAACCGAUCAACAUUCAUAUUAUAAGUAAUCACACUGUA
Triticum aestivum (bread wheat) is the source of this 4458-nucleotide messenger RNA. RefSeq names its product LEAF RUST 10 DISEASE-RESISTANCE proteinUS RECEPTOR-LIKE PROTEIN KINASE-like 1.2. The record is from RefSeq and is a predicted model, not a curated record. The transcript is spliced from 4 exons. Lineage: Eukaryota; Viridiplantae; Streptophyta; Magnoliopsida; Poales; Poaceae. Gene Ontology annotation, biological process: protein phosphorylation. Gene Ontology annotation, molecular function: ATP binding; protein kinase activity; polysaccharide binding. Bases 2184 to 4169 code for a protein of 661 amino acids.